Messenger RNA from Sorghum bicolor (sorghum), 4733 nucleotides. RefSeq lists its product as uncharacterized. The record is from RefSeq and is a predicted model, not a curated record. The transcript has 3 exons. Bases 1409 to 4390 code for a protein of 993 amino acids. NCBI's taxonomy places the organism in Eukaryota, Viridiplantae, Streptophyta, Magnoliopsida, Poales, Poaceae.
ACGGCCACACCACCGCCCUCUCCGCGUCGGCAGCCCCAGCACCCACUACGCCGCCGCGCCGAAAGCACGAAACCGCCCCCCACGCCGGCAACCUCGGGCCACCUUGCGCUCGGAGUAGUUGUCGACGUCCUCCUCCCCUCACGCCCUCUACUGAUACUGGGUUGGCGCGGGGACGGCGAGCCCACCCGAACGCGGCAAGCAGCAUUGAUCGAUUCCUCCCGUUGGUACUAGGUGGUAAGGAACCCUACCUUGCCUCCGUGCUUCCGGAUGAAUUUUGCGGGAAGUUCCUCGUUUUCUGCGGUUUUGUUUUAGCUUCUCCGAGAAACCAAACCCGAAGCUUUCUUUAAUCCAUCAGUUAGUAGUGGAUUUGUUUGCCGCGUAGUAGAGUGCUGGUCUGAUCAUCUAUCCGUGGUUCUGGUCCUGUUCGAUUGGCGCUUCUCUCCCUCACCAGCGCGCGCAGGAUCGAUCGGUCUAGAUUUGUGCCAUAGGUCUGAGAACUCUUGGUGCGGCUAAAGUUUAUUUCGCGAAAAUGUUUGUGAUUCCACCAAACCCCCAUGCAGCACGGCAAAAACCCGCCCCCUAUUAAUUACAGUUCGUUUCGAGCUGUACAUGUUUUCUAAGAAUUGCGGUUCCUUGGAAUGUAGUUGAAUUGUUUGUUCCUCUUUGUGUGGGAAAUUAUGGAAGGGAACAGCAAAGGCAAGGGCAAGUGUGUGCACGUGCACUGUGGGGUUUUUAACUUUAAAAGGUUUUCCUUGCAGUUUUUCUGUUCUAAAUUGCAAGUAAAAUUGGAAACCAAAUCUACCCAGUCAUUGAUCGGCUUAUUGGCUUUGAUCCUUUAUCUUGUUUGAACUUGGUAGUUCUUGAGAUACUGAUCUUCGUGCAACAGCUCACAGCUGCUCUCGACCUGGAGAAUUUCACAACAGCACACAGCAAUUGCAGUCACUCCCUCAUCUUCUAUGGAUCUCUUAGUUCUUGUUGGGUGGUUUAGCUUCAUGUGGUUCCUAAUUAUUUGUGUCAAAUAUAAACCUUUGUUAUGUGUGGUUGGUGCUCCAUGGUUAGCCUAGCCUUACCCGUUGGUAGUGUGUAACUUGUUCCUUGCUUUCUCCUCUUAUUGAAAAACGUUCUAUGGCACGGUCGUAUCACCCCUUGUUGAAAAACCUUGUCAGAAACUGUAAACUGUUUCAUCAAUGAAAUAUAAGGUUGUGCCUCCCUGUGGCACUUGCUAAGAGGAAGAAAAAAAAGAACUCUGGACAUGAUAGGCUUUGUAUCACACCUUAUUGUUUUAUAUAUUGAUUAUAUUGCUCGCAAUUCUUUCUUGUAAUAUCUGCAGCAGCCAAAGAAUCAUGUGCUAUUCUUCUUGUUUUUAGUAUAAUUAUUGAUUUUCUUAUUGUUUUCAUUGUCAAUCUUCAUGUUAUCAAGGAAUUCAGUUGAUUUUGGAAUGGUGAAGGCACAGAGUAAAGAGUGUGCAACCUUUGGUGGUGCAGUUUUUCUGUGCAACCAUCUGACCAGGAAGGAGUGCUUUGACAAGAAAAUUUUUGGCCUCCCUCGUUUCUGUGCUGAUUUUGUAGAGAAAGUUAAAGCUGGCACAACUUUAUUCUUAUAUGAUGUUGAUCAGUGUAAGCUUCAUGGUGUUUUUGAAGCAACUUCAGAUGGGGCUGUGGACAUUAUUCCUGAUGCAUAUGUCACAUCAGGAAAGGGGUAUCCUUCUCAGAUACGUUUCAAGAGGAUUUGGUUUUGCAAGCCUUUGAUGUUUAGUGAAUUUCAAGAUGCUGUUCAGAACUAUUCUGUUAAAAACAAGUUUAGUUAUGGUUUGUCACAUCAACAGGUUGCAAAGCUUCUCCAUUUGUUUUCUUCACAGAACAGGUUGCAGCUUCCUCAGAAUCCAAGAUUACAAGAUGAUCUCUCAGGGGACCUUGAGACUUCUUCUCUGGCUAAAGUAACUGAUGUGCAGUCCAGCCCAAACAGCAGUUCAUGUGGUUCAUUCAGAAGCACUUGUCAAACAUGUUCCUCCACCACUCUUGGGGAGCAUACAGCAUCACUGGGUGAAAAAUUAAUUGAUCCUGAGGCAUUAGUGCACAGAGGUCUACAAUCAGACAUCUCUGAUGUGGCUAAGUCCGAGAGAUCAAAAUCUCCACUGCAAUCUGGAGCAGAUAUGGCCACUGUCACCGUACCUGGCAACCAAGAAGCAAUGCAUGACCAAUCUACUGAUGACUAUAUACCUCUUCCCCAGGAGGAAGAUACUUUUGAAGUUGUUGAUGAUCUAUUUGGGUUGCUAAAAGAUGAGAGCCACUCUUCUGAAUCUAAGGGUACCAGUGACUCUGAAAACCAUACUACUUUCCACCAUGUUUAUAUUAGGAAGGAAGAUGAAUGCUAUCCACCCAUCUUAGAUUCCAAACUCCGUGCUGACAGUGAAGGGCGAACAAGUGUGUUUUCUCGGUUAGUGAGAAAGAAUGAAAUCCACAACCAUAGAAAAAGGUUCAAGACUGAAGCAUUUCCACCAAGGAGUGCUGAGUUUAGCAAUGCCCUUUCCCAGAGGAAAAAACAGCGGAAGGCACAGCAUAACAGGCCAUUUCCAUGUCAUAAUGAUGGAAUGCUGGAUAUGCCUUCAGCUGAUAGACUGAACAAAGCUCCAGCAUCUAAUCGUUCAUUUGUCUGGACCAAGUCUUCUGGGGGAAAGCAGAGCGGAAUUCAGACGGGCCUGGGUCCAUUUCUAUGUGAGGAUGGAAAUAAACAGGAUGUAUCUAGCAAACAACCUGCCAGAUACAACACUUGUAAAAAGUCAUUUGUUCCUCAAGGUUGUCCAAAAUUGAUAGUCUCCUGUGACAAAGGAUUCAAUAUGCCCACAGUAUUUGCUGGAGUACAUGACUGCAAUGAGGACAAUGUUAAAGAAAUGAGAACCCCGUUCUUGAACUGUAAAUGGCCUGGUAAGGUGGUUUGCAGUAAGGAUGUUGAGGGAGAAGGAAGGAAGAAGAAGAGGCAAGCAACAGCAUCCUUCUAUCAAGAGUAUCCGAGUGACACUGCAUUGAUUCCUAAAGGCACCAAAACCAUGGAUAUGCUUGCAGUACCUGAUGAAAACUUUAAAGAGAAGAGCAUCACUUUGUCGUCUAAGGACAUACGUACUCAGUUAGCUAUACCUUAUCUUGAUGACAAGGUGCGCCUGCAAGAUGAACAGCAGCAAAGCUUUGAGUACGGUGAAGAUGCCAUAUGUGAUUCAUCACUGAUUCUUGAAGGUUCUAAAACUAUGGAGACGUUGGAUGAGCAGAGUUUUGGAGUUAGGAAGAGUUUAUUGAGUGAUGAAACUCAGAGUCAUGUGGCUGCUGAUUAUUUGGGCACUGGAACAUCCCUCCAACAGAAAGAAACACAAAGCAUUAGGAGCUGCCAUAGAGUGGUUAAUGGUGAUAAAAUAUUGCUCGUUGGAAAAUCUGAAACCGUGGAUUUCUUGCCAGGCCAUGAUGAAGAUUGUGAAAACAAGAAGAUUUUACCUUCUGAUGAGAGUGAUAGGCUUGGUACCUCCUGUUAUCUGGAAACUGAAAUGCCCUUGCUGCAGAAACAAACACCAAAUGUUCUGAGCUGUUCUGAAGUAGUUCAUGAUGAUGAAGUGCUGAUUCCAGAAAUCCCUGAAGUUAUGUCUCCUAAGUUUGAUGCAGACUGUGGAAAUCAGGUUAUGAGUUUCUGUUCUGGUUAUAGGGAAGAGGUAUGCCAUGCUAAAAACUAUCGUGAAGUAGUCCCUAGUGAUCCUGCACCAGUUCGUGAAGACUGUGGACCACCACUGCAUGGAGACAGUGCAAAAAAGAAUUUCUUAUUUGAUAAAACUUCAGAACAUGUGUCUACAGGUCAUCAAGAUACUGUUAUGCUCCCCCAUGACGAACAUAACCACAGCUGUUGCGGUGAUACUUCGGCUGUUCUGGAAUGUACCAUUGUGGACACAGGUAGUGGGGAUGGAGGAAGUGAACACAAGAACUCCUGUGAUGAGAAAGAUGGUGGAACUCUGUAUUUGGUGACUGUUUGUAAAGACACUUUCUCAUGUGAUGGAAGUCGCAGUUGUGCACCUACAAAUGAUCAGGUAUGCAGUGAAGUCAUGCUGCUUAAAGACGAGGGGCAAUACCAAAAUCUCCAAAGCAACUCCAACUCUGUGGACUCCUUUGCAGUCUCAUCUGAAGGCUGUGGAAGCAAGAGUGGGAUAUCUGUUCAUCAGGUCGCUGAUCUUGUCGGAACAAACGCAGAGUCCAGGACAAGUUUCGUCAAUGACUUUUCAAGUGAAUCUACCGAGACUUUCGGCGCUUCUGCUUUGGGUGGUGAAGAAGCAGACCGCAACGUCAACAGGUCGGAACCCUACGCAGAGCCACCCAUACUUCAGCAUGAUCCUGGGGAAGCAAUGGAACAGCUGUGACGCUGUGGCCAUCACUGUGGAUGCACAACCUGGAAGGACACUAUCCACCAGCGUGGAGCUGCCCUGCCUUCCUUUUGUUGUUAGGGUAAAAUUUCUACGGCAAGUUGUAAGAACGGAGUGGUCAUGAACCUGGAUUUGUUGUAGUUGUAUCUAGUAUACUAUUUGGGACCUAUGUUUGCAGUACAGACGAGUUAUCUCGUAACUGCUACGUGUGUCAGAUAGGGAGAGAAAGGACUCUUGCUUCUGCGUGAUUGUUGUUCUGCUUGGAAUAUAUUACAUGUAGUAUAAUAAGAAAAUAAGAUAAUCCCGGUCUCAGAUGAGAAGGAUAGAUAAUGGUGUGCUA